This is a messenger RNA of Eleginops maclovinus (Patagonian blennie), 5297 nucleotides long. RefSeq names its product dolichyl-diphosphooligosaccharide--protein glycosyltransferase subunit STT3B. Bases 246 to 2663 code for a protein of 805 amino acids. The transcript is spliced from 16 exons. Gene Ontology annotation, molecular function: dolichyl-diphosphooligosaccharide-protein glycotransferase activity. Lineage: Eukaryota; Metazoa; Chordata; Actinopteri; Perciformes; Eleginopidae. The record is from RefSeq and is a predicted model, not a curated record. Gene Ontology annotation, biological process: post-translational protein modification. Gene Ontology annotation, cellular component: membrane.
AGCGAAUUGACUGUUGCAGGCUCGGUAUGUGGCGCAUGUGUAUGCGUUUCGGGAUGUAACGGCUGGUUCUCGGAGUACCUUCACUGAUUUAAAACACAUUUAUAUACCAGGGUGUCUCAGAAGCUAGGAAACCUUAGAAGAGUGGACACAAACUAAGGGAGUUUACGACAGCGCGGAGUGGAGGGAGACACGGGAGCGUGGCAAGAGGGACGACCUAGCAAAUCCAACCGACACCGCACGCAGAAAUGGCGGAGCACCACGCAGUCAGCGACGGCAAGCACAAAGCGUCCACCAAUGCCGGGGGCUCGGUGCACGGUAACAGCCGACCCGGUGCCGCGGGUGGAGGAGGAGGAGGGAAAGUAGGCCUGUCUGGUGGACUGACACAACCGGCAGGGUGGCAGUCUUUACUUUCCUUUAGCAUUCUCUUCCUGGCCUGCCUGGCCGGAUUCAGCUCAAGACUUUUCGCGGUGAUCCGGUUCGAGAGCAUCAUCCACGAGUUUGAUCCAUGGUUCAAUUACAGAUCAACACACCAUCUCACCACAAAUGGAUUCUACGAGUUCCUCAACUGGUUCGAUGAAAGGGCUUGGUACCCCUUGGGCAGGAUCGUUGGUGGCACAGUGUACCCCGGGUUAAUGGUGACUGCCGGCCUCAUCCACUACGUGCUUAACCUUCUCCACAUCACCGUCCACAUCCGUGAUGUGUGUGUCUUUUUGGCACCUGUGUUCAGCGGUCUGACCGCUAUCUCAACCUUCCUGCUGACGCGGGAGCUGUGGAACCAGGGCGCAGGGCUGCUGGCGGCCUGCUUUAUCGCCAUCGUCCCCGGCUACAUCUCCCGCUCUGUUGCAGGCUCUUUCGACAAUGAGGGCAUCGCCAUCUUCGCCCUGCAGUUCACCUACUACCUCUGGGUGAAGUCGGUGAAGACGGGAUCUGUAUUCUGGGCUAUUGGCUGUUGCCUUUCAUACUUCUACAUGGUGUCCGCAUGGGGAGGUUAUGUGUUCAUUAUCAACCUGAUUCCUCUGCACGUGUUUGUGCUGAUGCUGAUGCAACGGUACAGCAAAAGAGUCUACAUCGCUUACAGCACUUUCUACAUCGUGGGUCUCGUCCUGUCGAUGCAGAUCCCCUUUGUGGGCUUCCAGCCAAUCAGGACCAGCGAGCACAUGGCUGCUGCCGGUGUGUUUGCACUUCUCCAAGCAUAUGCACUUCUGCAGUACCUGAAAGACAGGCUGACCCGACAGGAGUUCCAAACGCUUUUCCUCCUCGGAGUCUCUCUUGCCGCCGGCGUGGUCUUCCUCACCGUCAUCUAUCUCACUUACACAGGAUACAUUGCUCCGUGGAGUGGUCGUUUCUACUCUCUCUGGGACACCGGCUAUGCUAAGAUCCACAUCCCCAUCAUAGCCUCUGUGUCAGAGCACCAGCCGACCACCUGGGUCUCCUUCUUCUUCGACCUCCACAUCCUGGUGUGCACCUUCCCAGCAGGCCUUUGGUUCUGUAUCAAGAACAUCAAUGAUGAACGAGUGUUUGUGGCCCUGUAUGCCAUCAGCGCGGUGUAUUUUGCCGGUGUGAUGGUGCGCCUGAUGCUGACGCUGACCCCGGUGGUGUGCAUGCUGUCUGCGGUGGCUUUCUCCAGCGUCUUUGAGCAUUACAUGGGAGACGACACAAAGAGAGAGAAACCCCCAGCUGAAGACAGCAGCGACGAGGACGACAAGAGGAAUUCUGGGAAUCUUUACGACAAGGCGGGUAAGGUGCGCAAACAUGUGUCGGAGCAGGAGAAGGCAGAGGAGGGUCUGGGUCCAAACAUCAAGUCCAUCGUCACCAUGCUCAUGCUGAUGCUGCUCAUGAUGUUCGCCGUCCACUGCACAUGGGUCACCAGCAACGCCUACUCCAGCCCCAGCGUGGUGCUCGCCUCCUACAACCACGACGGGACCCGCAACAUCCUGGAUGACUUCAGGGAGGCGUACUACUGGCUGAGGCAGAACACAGACGAGCAUGUUCGCGUCAUGUCGUGGUGGGACUACGGAUACCAGAUAGCGGGCAUGGCCAACAGGACCACACUAGUAGACAAUAACACAUGGAACAACAGCCACAUAGCACUGGUGGGGAAAGCCAUGUCUUCCAACGAGAGUGCAGCCUACCAGAUCAUGAGGUCACUGGAUGUGGACUACGUGCUGAUCAUCUUCGGAGGUGUUAUCGGUUACUCAGGUGACGAUAUAAACAAGUUCCUGUGGAUGGUGAGGAUAGCAGAGGGAGAGCACCCCAAGGACAUCAGGGAGAGCGACUACUUCACCCCUCAGGGAGAGUUCAGAGUGGACAAAGCCGGUUCACCAACUCUGCUCAACUGCCUCAUGUACAAGAUGUCGUAUUACCGAUUUGGUGAAAUGCAGCUGGACUUCCGGACGCCUCCCGGCUUCGACCGAACACGCAACGCCGAGAUCGGCAACAAGGACAUCAAGUUCAAGCACCUGGAGGAGGCGUUCACCUCGGAGCACUGGCUGGUGAGGAUCUACAAGGUGAAGAAGCUGGACAACCGGGAGCCGCUGGAGCACAAGCUGCGUAGUGUGGUGUCCAAGCAGAAGUACACCUCCAAAAAGACUGCCAAGAGGAAGCGUGGACACAUCAAGAACAAGCUUGCUCUGAGGAAAGGCAAGAAACUGCAAAAAAAAUAAUGGUGACGAUGAACUCUUCUAGGAAAACAAACAAAACAACUGCGAAGAAAACCUCCAACAACCAAUGAAGAAGAAUACAGGGGCCAUUUAUCUGGAACUUGGUCUCCAGCGCUUCUCAUUAGAGCGCCCCCGUGUGUUGAGGAAGUGUAAUCUCUGGCUAGCUCCAGAACUGUUGUCCGUUUUUAUCCUUAGGAUCUUUGUCUUGCUUUUUGUUUUCCCUGUUUUUUUUCUUUGUUGUUUUUGUUUGGUUUUAUUACUUUGUACUUGAAUGUGUGGCGAGGCAUAGGGCUGCUCUGCUUGGUUUCGGCGUCGAUUUAAAUUUGUGUGGUACGUUUAAUUAACUGCUUAUCAGUGCAGGGAUCGGGGGUGUGAGGAGGUGAAAACGAGAGAACACUGGGAACAUUUGCACCAAAGACCCAUCGACCUUGCUCCAUGGCACAUGUGACCUCAUUACUGAGAGUGAGGACGCGCGGGAGUGAAAGCUGAGGAAUGUUCCUGACACGUGUACAGAGGACAGUAUGCGGUAUGGAGGAACGCAACCGUCUGGCACAGCCCAUCUGUAAUAUUAGCCUUUUUAUCAUCGUCCUCUCCUUUAUGUCUGCCUGGCUCCCCAACCUUCUUUUUCAACAAAUUCUUUAGAAAACAAAUUGGCUUAACGUGUAAAUAUGUUAUGUAAAGACUAAGUCUAAAAGGAUGAUAAUAUAUUGGAUUAUUGUGGUGAUUUUAAAAUAUGCAGUUGUCAGUUUUUCUCUUAAGUUCUUUAUGUGAUAGUUCUGUUGAUUCUUUUUUUGUUUUGUAUGACAGCAAAUAGAACAGUGAAUGCAAUAAUUCUUGUACAAAGGGGCUUGAGAUUUUGUUGGAAGAAUGAAUGUGAACUUUUACAAUGUUCCCCUUCACAUCCCCCUUUUUUCAUGAAUUGCAUAGAUUGUACAUUUCUGCUGCUAGGGUUUUUAAAGACGGAAGCAAGCAACUGUGUGUAAAAAGUAGUGAUAAUGAAUUAGGCUUCCCUUCCUGCAGAGGGAGCUCUCUAGUUUAACGUGCAAAGCCUAGUGCCUCAUCGCCGGUCACCAUCGCUUCGGUCCUUCGUGACUCUGUUAGUUUUUCUUUCAGCUCAGCAUAUCUCACAGCGGCAGGUUGAGUUACACCAGACUGAGGCUUUGGUAUCGACUGGUGAACUGUGAAGGGGUGGUUAGCACACAGGCACUGAAACCAAGACUAGAGAAGAGGACACGGGUCAGGAGCCACUCAUCACCGUCUGUGACUGCGGUGGCUCUUCGUGCUUCCUUAGAGCUGUGUCCUAAUUUCCUCCUGCAUACACAUCUAAAAUGGUUUGGUUAAUUCACACAACACAAUUUCUCAAAUUAUCCAAUAAACAAUUGGGCUGCAAAGAAGGAUUAUUUUCAUCAUUUUAUCUGCUUAUUAUUUCCUCAGUUAGUUGUUUAGUAUAUCAAAUGUGAGUUUCCCAGAACCCAAGGGGAUUUCUGCAUUGUUUUCCUGAUCAACUGCCCAUAACCCUGAAAAUAUUUAAAAAUACCAACACAGCAAGGUUGCUUGAAGAAGCUGAAAUAAGAAGCAUUUGAUCAUCACACUGCAUCCUACAAUUCCCAUGAUGCACCCUGAACAGUGCUAUGAAUAGACACUAUACAUCUAGCAUACACCCAUGUCUUUGAAACACUGCAUUCACAAUCUGCAAAACAAAUUUGGUGUGUGCAAAAUGAAAUGAAAUCAUAAUAAUAACAUUGUUUCAUGUGUAAAAUUAAUGCACGAUUGACAAAUUAAAAUUCUAGAAAUAUUAAUGUGUGUAGCUGGUGUAUAAUAAAUAAUGUGAGUAUAUCGUAGAACUGCAAACUAAUUGAAACAUAAAGACGAGGCAAACCAAAUAAAUCAUUUACAAAGCUGCAGCUGUUAGUUUUCUUAAAUGCUAAUACAAUAUAAAAAAAGAUGUUCAAUUUUCUUUCAGUUGACAUAUUAAUUCAAUUGUUUCAGCCAUAUUCGGUGCUUUAAAGUUUGGACACAGCUCUAAGGAGCCGUACCCUUUGACCUCUGAUCCUGCGGGCACUGCACUGUUUUUGUGUCUGUUGUAAAGACUACAGGUGUUUCUGUAUGCGCACGCUUCAGUAACUUUUUUCAUUUUUUAUCAAGUGACACAUCAAAAGGCUAACGCGUCAUUGUUCUGUCACGUCUCACAGAAAGGUGGUUUUUAUUAGUAUAGGCUGUUUGUUUUUUUUACACUUUUAAAAGAAAAUGUCUGAAUCGCUUUGUUCUUUUUUUCUCUGAUCAUCUCUGAAACUUGAGUGUCACAUUUCAGACUUUUGACACAAUGCCACAUUUUUAUUCAGUCACACGAACGCCUAAAACUGAGUCCUGUCCUUCCUAUUUCUCAUUUGUCAAGAGAGGAGAGAUCUCAGACCAAGCCUUAAUGUGAUGUACAGUUUGUCGCCCUCUUAUGUUUUCAUUUCGUGUCAAUUAGCAGCGGCAGAGCGGUUCUUCCUCUACUAAGUUUACUCGUUUCUUAGUAGCUCAGUGCCGUCUGUCCUUACACCAUUUGUUUGAUGAAAUCCCUCCCUCACCUUCAAAGUUUACAUCUCUACAUGUUUCUGUUCAGCCAUCUUUAAAUAUACACUUUAAUGAAAA